Molecule: messenger RNA, 8291 nt
Organism: Felis catus (domestic cat)
Lineage: Eukaryota; Metazoa; Chordata; Mammalia; Carnivora; Felidae
Gene: DGCR8
Product: DGCR8 microprocessor complex subunit
Exons: 14
Coding region: 4095-6416 (773 amino acids)
Biological process (GO): primary miRNA processing
Cellular component (GO): microprocessor complex
Molecular function (GO): heme binding; identical protein binding; primary miRNA binding
Source: RefSeq, a predicted model, not a curated record
AUUGAGUGUCACGUAGAUGGACGGAUUGUGGUUGUGUUGUAACAAUGGUCGUGGUAAAAAUAAACGGAGCGGGGCAACCUGUUGAUAGUGAUACCUGUCAAGUAUCAUUCGAUGGACUUGGGUUGCUCAUGGUAGGAAUUUGAUUUGCUGUUCUGCAUGCUUGCAUGUACCUUGUUAUCUGAUGCACGGCAGUCCAGGCUAGGGCUGGUGACUGUGAGGACAACCACCAGGUGGAGACCCUCUGUUUCCUGGCAGCAGACUGGACUCCCAGUCACGGGGCUUUUGGCAGACUGGCCCAAACCCUGCCGCAGGCUGUCACUCACCAAAGAGAGUGAAUGGCCAGUCAGCGGUGCGCCUGUGAGUACAGGAUGUGAGGUCUGUUAGAGGAUGACAAAAGGAAUGGAUGAGGUCAUACUGCUGCUGGGUUGGGCGGGAGGCUGCAGUGUGAGAGGCUUGACCGAAAGGCAGCAGCCCCAGCAUUGUACAUCACAGCUGCUGCCUCGAUGGCCACCCCAGCAAGUGGACUUCAGUGAAGGGUGUUAUCCAAGCCUGUUGGUUUUACCCUAUGUGCCAGGGAUCCAGGGGAGCCUGCUGCGAGUCUCCUGAUGGCUCACAGUCCACUUGGCAAGCAAGGUUUACGUCCAUGUGUUCAGUCAGCUGAAGCAGUAGUGGGGCCGAUGGCAGGAGUCACUCUUUGAGCCCCUUUACGGCCAGGCACUCUGUAGGGCACUUCCUGGGGAUGAUUUUAUAAUCUGACCAUGACCUUGGGGGUAGGAAGCCUGAAUUUCACUGGUUUGCCUGGUCUUGGUCCCUCAUAGUAGUUGCCCUCCCCUUUUUGGUGGUCUCAUCCAGGUUCCUGGCUUUAAUGCCCUCUUCCUGACAUCUCCCAUUGCCUUCUCCAGCCCAGGCCUCCCUUCUGAGCUGCUGCCUCUUCCAUGUCUCCAUGUAUUACUUUGAUGUCAAGUAGCCACGUCCAAAAACCAAACUCUGAUCUUCACCCACCCCACAACAUUUCUCAUGCUGCCUUCAUCUCCUCAAUGCAUGACAGCUUUGUUCUUGAGUUUAGAGUCACCUGGAUUCCUCUCUUAGGCUUCCGUGCAACACUCAGGACCAUUUCUUAACACCUCCAGCUUAUCAUGCUACUCUGAACUGCCUGGUGAGCCUCUUAGUUCUUCUCUUUGCUCUCACCCUUGCUCUUCCCUCUACUCACCCAUGGUAGUUUUUCUGGACACAGAAUGGUACUUUUAAACUGUAAGAUAGUGUAAAACCAAGGAAGUGAGGAGGGGAGCCACCUAGCCUGGGUGGUAAAGCAGCUUCACUACUUUCUAGCUGUGUGACCUUGAGCAAGUUGCUUAACUUUUCUGUCUUUAACCUCUCUCCGUGCUUUGUGAGAAUGCCUAAUACUCUUAGAACAGGGCCUGGCUGAGGGUUGGCUGCCACUGCUGUCCUUGGAUCAUGUGACCUCACUGCUUGGACCCUCCUGUCCAGUAGCCCAUCUCUCAAGAUAAGGGCUACAGUUCUUGUCUCACUCCACCCUUCAGCACACUGCUUUUACCUGCACUUCUGCCCCAGGGCCUUUGUUCUUCUCUGUUACCUGGAACAUCCCCUCCUCCCACCCUCCUAGCUCACUCUCUUCUGCCUACAGAUGGACUCUGGCUGCACAGCCAGUCUGCCCUUUCUGAAACUGCUUCCCCUCCCCCAACUCCUUGCUUUGUUUUCUCUGGAAUACUUCUCACCUUUUCUUGGUUGUUUGUCCAUCUCUCCUGCUAAAAUGUGAGCUCUGUGGGGCAGAGAUUUUGUCCAUUGUGUCCUUAGCAUCUAGAAUGGUUACAUGUGCCACAUGGAAAGCAUUCAGCAAACACUUGUUGAAUGAGUAGAACAAGCUUACUAGAGGAAAAUAAGGAACUUACCCAAGACUGCUCCAUUGUGAGCUCUGAACCUUGAGCUGCUGCCCGCUCCCUCCCCCCGCCCCCACCAAGGGCUGGGCAGGCUUUCCUGAUCUCCCAGGGAGAAAGAACGGUCUCUUUCUCUACAGCUCUCUGACUCCACCUUCUGUACCUCUUCCAGGGUCAUUAUCAUCUUUGCUUUGUGCUUUGAUCCUGGCAGCUGCUUGGCCUUAUAACAUGGUGGCAGGUGUCCUCGUCCUGUACCACCCAUUGUUUUCAACCCCCCUCCCCCCGCCAUUUUCAGCCCCGAGAAGCACAGAUUGGAUCUUGAUCUGUGUUCUGUAGUACUGAACAUGCUGACCUGUCUGUCCUUCUCUGAAAUGAUCUUUGUUGGUUGCCAGGAGACUGGCCUUAUUACACUUGGUGCUCCUCCUGCCUGUUCGGUUGUAGCCACCUUAGCGUUUACCGCAGGUCUGUGUCUUGUUAUCCACAUGCUGUAUUCCCUUGAUCUUUAGCACCUUUAACAGAUACACCUUUGGGGGAAGUAUCAUUAAAUUUCCAUUGAAUUCAGAAAUGUAAGGACAUCUUAGAAUCUAGGAAACGAGAGUGACAGCUCAGUGGUCAUGGCCCUUCCAACUGCAUCCAGGCGGUGGGGACCUUGUUUCUUGUUGGUGGUAGUACAUCCCUUAGAGUAGAUGGCCAGUGAAUAUUGAUUGAAUGAAUUAAUUAAAUCUAAACAAAUCUCUGGUUUUUACGUUGCAUCACCUUGAAACUACAACCACCACGCUCUAGUCCUUCACUGUAAACUUCUUAAAUGUGUGAUGUCUGCUGUCUUCUGUUCUAUCUGUGCAGCCAGUCAAGCUGCCCUGGGUGGGCAUGGGCAUGCAUGUGCAUAUCUGCACCCAUAUGCAUGGCAUGUUCAUGCGUGUGUGUGUCAGCAUGGCGUGGGAGUGUGUGUGCAUACACAUUUGCGUCUGCACGUGCUUCUCCUGCUUUGAUGUCUGGCCCUCCCUCGGACCUCUGGGUUUUUGGAUUGUCCCUCUGACCUGCCUUUUCAUGUCAUCCGUUUUGUUGUCCUUUCUCUGAAGGGAAGCUUCCCAGAGUGGCAUCCUCAACCCUCUUCUUGGUCUAUGUUGCUUCUCUGGGCAGCCUCUCUACUGUGAUUUUGGCAACUACCACCUCGCUGAUGUGUUCUGUCUGGCCUUCUGUUUCUGGGCCAGUCACAGUUGCAGAGCUGCCGCCUCAGACCUGUUGGACAGGUCUGCCUGGAGGCUCCGUCCAUUCUCCUCUGCAGGCUUCUGCCUGAAUACUGGAACACGGGGACCCUCCAGGGGAGAAGCCUCAUUCACCUUCAGUUCCCUCUUGUCUCUGCUCUCCACCUCUGCACGGUCAGCAGUGUGGUCAGUUCUGUGUCUUCACUGUUCUUGAGGGCUCCAGCCCUGUCAGCAGAGCCUCUUUCACACCUUUGUCCUCUGGCUUGGAGGACUGCCUUGUAUGCCUUGGGCAUAGGCACUGGGCCUGGCACAGCAGUCAGUCCCCUUUUUCAAAUAGGGACUGAAUUGUGGUGUGUGAAUCACUUGACCCUUGGUGGCUCCUUAUUGCCCCCAGGAUGGAGCCAGGCCCCAGAUGGCACCCAGGACUUCCUGUGCCUUGGCUCCAGCUGUCUCCUGAGGCUCCCCCGACCGACCCUGGCCAGGUUCCCUUCCCCACAGCCACCACCCCCUCCUCUACUGGGAACAGAACCAUGCCACCUCUGGCGACCUCAGCACGCUGCAUCACUGUCCCGGUCCACGUGCCACCUUGUGGGCCCAGGAGAGCCCUGGGGUCCCUGGGUAGCAGAGCGCCUGGCCGUAUCUCUGAGGCCCUAGUGCCGCAGAGUUGAGCUGAGGGUCUCGCACUCGCCCUCUGACUGACCCAGCCCUAGCAGGUGGAAGAAGAAAGGUGCCACUUUGGCAUGAAGACAGACUCGCUUAGUCGUCAGUCAUUUAAGCUGAGUGCAUUGUGAUUUCCAAUAAUUGAGGCAGUGGUUCUAAAAGCUGUCUACAUUAAUGAAAAGAGCAAUGUGGCCAGCUUGACUAAGCCGCCAGCGUGUGCAGCGCGGGCAGGACGGUACCCGGGUCUCAACGGACUUGUGCAUGUUAGCUGUAUAGAUUUAUGUAAGGUUUUUUAAAACUCUGGUCUUUUAAAAUAGUCUUAACCACUUUUACUAUGGAGACAUAUGAGAGUCCCUCUCCUCUCCCGCGUGAGCCCGCAGGAGAAGCAGUGAUGGAGAACCGAGCUUGCCCCCUCCAAGCGCUGCCCCGUGAACAGUCUCCACCACCUCCCCUGCAAACGUCCAGUGAUGCAGAGGUAAUGGACGUUGGCUCUGGUGGUGAUGGACAGGCCGAAUCCCCUGCUGAGGACCCGCUCAACUUCUACGGAGCUUCUCUUCUCUCCAAAGGAUCCUACUCUAAGGCCCGCCUCCUCAUAGACCCGAACUGUAGUGGCCACAGCCCACGCACCGCCCGGCACGCACCUGCGGUCCGGAAGUUCUCCCCUGACCUUAAGUUGCUUAAGGAUGUAAAGAUUAGCGUGAGCUUUACCGAGAGCUGCAGGAGUAAGGACAGGAAGGUGCUGUACACAGGAGUGGAGCGCGACGCUCGCGCAGAUUGCGGUCUGGCCCUUAGCCCUGUCAGUGGAGACGUGCAUGCUUGUCCUUUUGGCGGGAGUGUUGGGAACGGGGUAGGCGUAGGGGGUGAGAGUGCUGAUAAGAAGGAUGAGGAGAAUGAGCUGGAUCAGGAAAAGAGAGUGGAGUACGCAGUGCUCGAUGAGUUAGAAGAUUUUACUGACAAUUUGGAGCUAGAUGAAGAAGGAGGAGGCGGGUUCACGGCUAAAGCAAUCGUGCAGAGAGACAGAGUGGAUGAAGAGGCCUUGAACUUCUCCUAUGAGGAUGAUUUUGACAACGAUGUCGAUGCUCUGCUGGAAGAGGGCCUUUGUGCUCCCAAAAAGAGGCGAAUGGAAGAGAAAUAUGGAGGAGACAGUGACCAUCCGUCUGAUGGAGAGACAAGUGUGCAGCCAAUGAUGACCAAGAUUAAAACAGUGCUAAAAAGUCGUGGCCGUCCUCCUACGGAACCAUUGCCUGAUGGAUGGAUCAUGACAUUCCAUAACUCUGGAGUCCCCGUGUACCUACACAGAGAGUCUCGGGUGGUCACCUGGUCCAGGCCGUACUUCCUGGGAACGGGAAGCAUACGGAAACACGAUCCUCCUCUGAGUAGCAUUCCCUGUCUGCAUUAUAAGAAAAUGAAGGAUAAUGAGGAAAGAGAGCAAAGCAGUGAGCUUGCCCCCAGUGGGGAAGUGUCCCCUGUCAAGCCGCUGAGCCGAUCUGCGGAGCUGGAGUUCCCCCUGGAAGAGCCUGACUCCAUGGGAGCUGACUCAGGGCCCCCUGAUGAGAAGGACCCGCUGGGGGCUGAGGCUGCCCCUGGGGCCCUGGGGCAGGUGAAGGCAAAGGUCGAGGUGUGCAAGGAUGAAUCAGUUGAUCUUGAGGAAUUUCGGAGCUACUUGGAAAAGCGUUUUGACUUUGAGCAAGUCACUGUGAAGAAAUUCAGGACUUGGGCUGAGCGGCGGCAGUUUAACCGAGAAAUGAAACGUAAACAGGCAGAGUCUGAGAGGCCCAUCUUGCCAGCCAAUCAAAAACUCAUCACUCUGUCUGUGCAGGAUGCACCCACAAAGAAAGAAUUUGUCAUUAACCCCAACGGGAAGUCCGAGGUCUGCAUCCUGCACGAGUACAUGCAGCGAGUUCUCAAGGUCCGCCCUGUUUAUAAUUUCUUUGAAUGUGAGAACCCAAGUGAGCCUUUUGGUGCCUCGGUGACCAUUGAUGGUGUGACCUAUGGAUCCGGAACUGCAAGCAGCAAAAAACUUGCGAAGAAUAAAGCUGCCCGAGCUACGCUGGAGAUCCUUAUCCCUGACUUUGUCAAACAGACCUCUGAGGAGAAGCCCAAAGACAGUGAAGAACUUGAGUAUUUUAACCACAUCAGUAUCGAGGACUCACGGGUCUACGAGCUGACCAGCAAGGCCGGACUGUUGUCUCCCUAUCAGAUCCUUCACGAGUGCCUUAAAAGAAACCAUGGAAUGGGUGAUACAUCCAUCAAGUUUGAAGUGGUUCCUGGUAAAAACCAGAAGAGUGAAUAUGUCAUGGCGUGCGGCAAACACACAGUGCGCGGCUGGUGUAAGAAUAAGAGAGUUGGAAAACAGUUAGCCUCUCAGAAAAUCCUUCAGCUGCUGCAUCCACAUGUCAAGAAUUGGGGGUCUUUAUUGCGCAUGUAUGGUCGCGAAAGCAGCAAGAUGGUCAAGCAGGAGACCUCGGACAAAAGUGUGAUUGAGCUGCAGCAAUAUGCCAAGAAGAACAAGCCAAACCUGCACAUCCUGAGCAAACUACAGGAGGAGAUGAAGAGGCUGGCUGAGGAGAGGGAGGAGACACGAAAGAAACCCAAGAUGUCUAUUGUGGCGUCUGCCCAGCCUGGUGGCGAGCCCCUGUGCACUGUGGACGUAUGAGGGAGGCAGCAGGGUCAGGCGCGGGGACUGCCAGCUCUGCUGCCAGGGAGACCUCACGCCACUCACUCUGCAGCCUCGGGCCUCCGAUCGGAGUUCCUCCCCUGCGGCCAGGCUUCUGCCGUCAGGGCCAGAGGGGUGGGGCUCUGGUGCAUGGGGACAGCAGGGCCACGAAGCUCUUCCUUGGGGGCCGCCCACAGGUCUGAGUGGGCGUGUUCAAGGAUGGACUCUGCUUGUCCACACAGGUGGAAGCCAAGAGCUUGACAAUAACCGUGGAUAACCUCUGCUUAUGUGGACUUGCUGCAGACUGGUUUGAUGAAGGUUUUCAUGUGUGUCAGUACAUAACAUGCACUGACAAAUGUCAGAUAAAAUGAGAAAGUGGUGGCAAAGUUCUGUGGUACCCUGUGCCCAGGGUUCCCGCAGACCACUGCAGGGACCUGGUCAGAAGGCGCACGCUGGGACCCCCAUCCCCUUCCCUGCCUCUUGUGUUUUUCCCUUUUUCUCUGAAAAGGUUACAACAGGAAGGAGUAUUUCAGACCUUUUUGGUUUAAAAUAAACACAAUUUUAGAAUCAGAACUAUUUUUCAGAGAUUGUAGGCAAACCCUCAAGGUGAUUAUUUGCCAUCCUUGAAAUGCAUUGCCAGUGUAUGCCUGGCUUGUUGCCUUGGUCCUGGGUUGGCGUGCGGUCCAUUUUUCUGAGUAAGUCUUAAUGUCCUAAAAACACGCCUUCUUAAGACACUGAGGCCCCUCACCUUCACUGGCCUCUGGCAACUUUUUACUAAUGAUUUUUGCACAGUCAAGUCCAUCUGUCCACCCAUCAAUUUUUAAAGCUUUUAUGAAAUUUUAGCAUUUGGAAAGAAACUUUUACAGUGAGAGUAGAAGGUAGAUUUGGAGUCACGUAGCAGAUAUAAACAAGUUAAUGCAUUUUAGCACGGGGAUUUUAAAAGAGGAAAUAAGGACCCUCAGUGCAAUCCAUCCGUGAUCACAAAGUGGCGCUCUUCUCCAGACCUGGCAUAAACACAUGGACGGUGGCUGUCUUCCCUGUGACAAUGGCUUCACUGGAUUUCAAGGGCAGUUGCCCUAUGCAUCCAGGCCUGGUGGCCAGCCUGUUACUUUGACCAGCAGCCUGUGUUUUCCAAGUGGCUCCUGUGGACCAGUGCAGGGAUAAGUGUGUUCCUGCCCUGAACCCCAGAGGAUGUGGGUGUGCUUAGGGCCCUUGGUUAUCCCCAUGUGCAAGGUACAGGUAGUCAUCAGUUCCCUGUCACCAGGGCGUGCUCAGGGUGCUGUGUGCUCAUGGUGCACUGUCAGCUGCAGGAGCCCAGUGCUGGGUUGCAUUGUCACAUUCCACGGGUGUGCCUGUUCUCCAUCAUGUCCCCCGUGGUUGGUGUUGAUGGCAUUUAUUUUCAGGAAGACAAUGUUGGGUCUUGUGUGCCACCCACAGUGUAUCCCUCCCUUGCCACCUAUGUGACUGAGGUUGGCUUCUGUGUUGACGUUCAUAAACAAAACCCUUAAAUCAAGUUGCUGUAAUUAGACACUUGCUUCUGUCUUGCCUCCUGUCUGCAGCUGUGAAUAAUCAUUUGUGUUUGCUCUCAGAACAGCCAGAUGCGCCAUUGUGAACCAAAGCUUCGUGCACACGUUAAUAGAGGCAGCGAGCUUUGCUGCAGCCUCCCUGUGUCCUUCCUCCGUCCCUCCUAUGUGGGUGUGAGUGUUGUGUGCACACAGCCAUGCUGUGGCUGCAGAGGGCAGGUGGAGCCUGUACUGAUGCCACCUCCAUGUGGCCACUGCCUGUUGUGUACCUUCCAGGUGGUGGCUAAGCUGUGGCUUUAAGGGUGAGCCUUGAUUGUCUGAAUGCAUAAAGCAAAACUGUCCCAAAAGGGAA